AUGAAUAAUCAAGAUAUACAAGAAGAAAACAUACAAAUGAACAAAGAAGCUAUGCAAGAAAAAAAAGAAAAUAUUGCAAAUGCGGCCGCUGGAUUAGAAAAUCCAGAUGAUCUUCUGUUUAAGAUGGAAAAAUUCCAAAGAGUUACUUCUAAAGGGGUGGCGCUGCUUAAAAAUGUUUCUCUUUCUCUACCAGAAGGAAAUCUUAUAGCUCUUUUGGGACUGAGCGGAGACGGAAAGACAACUUUGAUGGACAGCAUAUCCGGUAUGUGCACACCAUCACAUACAACAUAUGGAAAAGCCUAUGUUAAAAACAAGAGUGGAGAUCUUGUUGAAAGAGACGCCGAGAGCUGGUUUAACCGGGUGAACUACACGCAGCAAAGCAUGAUUUCAUACAAAAAGAUUUCUUUAUGCAGUAUAUUAUGCUCAAUUGCCACUUGCCAUGGAAAGAAGAAACAGGAGGUGGAUGACUACUUGGCUCUUUUUAGGCUGUCAAAAGUAAAAAAUGUACUGUUUGAAAAUCUUUCUGGGGGGGAGCAGAGAAGAUCUAUGGUGAUAGCUGGGAUUUUGGCAAACAAAGAAUUAAACAUAUGGGAUGAGCCGCUUACGGGGCUAGACUCGGAAGUAGCAAGAGUCAUUAUUUCUAGCAUGCAAAAGACAAAAACCACAGACCUAGUCACAGUCCACCAAGUCUCAGAAGACCUAAUGAAGAGAUUUGACCAUGUGCUUCUUAUGCACAUGUCUACCAUUGUGUAUUCCGGGCCUAGGUCUGAGAUGCAAAGCUAUUUCGCAGAAAAGGGAAUCCAGUUUCCAAGUGACAUGUUCUAUAUAAACUAUCUUAUGAAACUAUGUGCAGGAAAUAGCGAUGAUCAUAUUGAUACAAAAAACAUCGAAAUAUUCAACGACUUGGCAAAUGAGAUCAUACACAGCUCUCCUGGGCCAGUUGCAUCAACGAAUAUUGGACUGCUUAAGACGCAGGCAAACGCAUCUUUCCCCAGAGUUUUACAGAUACUCGAUAGGUCAUUAUGCAUAGACAGAUUGUUUAAAGGAAGUUCUAUUAUUGGGAAUAUAGUGAUUUGUGUUAUGGUAGGAACUUUUUCGUAUAUGCUUUAUUAUAUUGCAGUUUAUAAUAGAUAUAUAAGUAACAAUACUUCAAUUCCGUACUUUAAGUAUAGCGAAGAGCAGUGGGCAGCAUAUUUGACAAACAUGCUAAGUCUAGUCAAAAACAAAUUAGCUUCUGAAAACACUGCAGACACUAAGUUUAUUGAACAAGUUACUGCGUUGCAGAUAGUUUCUGCAAACAUUGAAUGGGUAUCUUUUAUGACUCUAAUAUUCGGGCUUGUUAUAACAAUUACUUCUGUUCUUUGUUUUUUCAUCGUGCCAAGCACGUUCUUGACGCUAGACUUCUAUAAGCUAUGCAAAAGCAAUAUACAAGGAAAGCAGUUUACUGUUGGUGAUUUUAUGUGUGCACUGAGCAUUGACACUUUUUUACGAAAGUCACUCAUUCUCUUUGUAAUGUUAACAGUAUUUCUUAUAGUUUCAACUAGAAUUGUUGAUCCUAUUAUACUCAGCAGCUGUAGUGUUGGUUAUACUAUUCCUAUUGUUUUGUUUUUUUUAUGUAGUAUUAUAAUGGGACUGCAUUCUAUUAUGCUAAACUUUGCUCCUAUUUCUCUAAAGUUAUUUUUCGCAAUAGGUUUUUUAUAUGCAUUUAUUAUAAACAUGGGGCCAAAUAGUAUAGUAGAAUAUAUAAACAAGUAUGAUCGUACUAAAAUAACCCGACCAGAUACAAUAAUUCCAUUAUUUACACAAGAUAACGCAAGCGCUGCUUUAAAUUCCAUAGACAUAAUUGAAAUAUCUUCCUUUUGGAAAUCUUUUUUAAAGGUGGGAUUACGUAUAAGUAUAAUAUUCACUAGGUUUAUAGUUUUAUAUAACCCUAUGAACUAUUUCCCGCAAGUACUAUCUAAGAUAUGCUUGUAUAUGAACUAUAUACGUCUCGAUUCUACUAUGAAAAAGUCUAUCGACAGCACUACAAUUAAUAGAAUCUUAAAGGAAAUAGAAUUAUUAAAUCCAAGUAAAUCCAAUAGUUCUGAUACAUUAAAAAUUCAGGGUGGUUCUUUUGCUAUAGAGAAGCUAAAGCUUUUCUGCUUUACCUCUGAGCCAAAUGAGGUAUUUGACAAAGCAAGAUCUCUUAAAAACAUAUCUGCACUGUACGUCAUAUGGGCUGAGAUUCGGUUCUGGCUCUUACCCGCCGUAUUGAUUGUACUAACCGGUCUUUACACAUACAGGCAUCUUCAGCCAAAGCUAAGAAACUAAAAUGCGU
Messenger RNA from Nematocida parisii ERTm1, 2317 nucleotides. RefSeq lists its product as uncharacterized. The transcript has a single exon. Gene Ontology annotation, molecular function: ATP binding; ATP hydrolysis activity. Bases 1 to 2310 code for a protein of 769 amino acids. NCBI's taxonomy places the organism in Eukaryota, Fungi, Microsporidia. The record is from RefSeq and is a predicted model, not a curated record.